AGCAGUACAUGCCUAUAGCCCCAUAGCCAGCACCCCACUACUUGAGAGCUGAUUCCCACCUUCAAUUCUUCAAACACUAGAAGCCCUAGAAUCCAAGGCAACACAGCUCCUUGCUCUUCCCCACCACCAUUUUCAUCUCCGUCUCUACCUCUACCUCUGGUUCAGUUUCACAUUAGUUUGGCAAGAUAUAAUUAACUGUGAAGGAUAUGUAUAUAUAGAUACAGCUUAUGUAUAUAUCCAUAAAGCCAUAAAGCUUUGUUUCCCUUGUAGUAUUACUAGUACCCCACUCAUCUCUUCUAUCAGUACUAAAGCACAAAUCCACAUCAAAUCAAAUUGAGACUCUUCCAUGGGAAAAACCUUCAUGAUAUAAUAUUAUUAUUGUUAUAGCUAGCCACAGCAUUUGAUUAGUUUAAAGCAAAGUUCCCACUACUCACAAUCAUUCCAAAGUUCAAACCCAUCAAUCUCUCCACAAUCUCACAAAACCCUCCUUUUAUGCUCUACCCAUCUCUCCCAUAAAAACCCAUCAUCCCCAGUGAGAUAUCACUUCAUUUCAAGGUCAUUGUUGAACCAUGUCAUCCAUUGCAGGACUUGCAGACCCGGGUGAGAAGGUACACAAGAAAUCCUUCCACCGGAGGAACGACUCCGGCGAGCUGGACGUGUUCGAAGCUGCACGUUAUUUCUCUGGCUACAACGAAGCUCCGACGAUGAUGAUGAAAGAAGAUAGAUCGUCAUGGAGAGGAGGCAGAAUUAGUCUUGACAUGCCAAUCCGAAACGUGCUUGAUCAACAGCUUCAUCAUCAUCAUCAUCAUCACCAUGCGGUGGAUCAGAAGCAGAAUAUGAAAGAAAAGAUCAAAUACAAGCAGCCAAGCUCUCCAGGUGGGAGACUAGCUAGCUUCUUGAAUUCACUUUUCAACCAAUCAGGUUCCAAGAAGAAGAAAUCAAAAUCCAGUACCACGCAGUCUAUGAAAGACGAGGAGGAGAGUCCAGGUGGGAGGAGAAGAAGAAGAAGCAGCAUUAGCCAUUUUCGAAGCUCGAGUACUACUACCACCACCGACGCCAAGUCCAUAUACUCAUCUUCAAGCUCUGGCUUCCGAACACCUCCUCCUUACGGUGCACAAAUCGCAACCGCCAAGAGCUACAAAGAUUGGAGAAGUUACUCAGAUCACAAGCCGCAGCAGCAAGUGGUGUCCAAUUUGUCCAAGCAUAGUGUUCUGUCACAUGCAAAAUCUACACUCUUGGAUGAGAAAGUUUCAUCAAACAGAGAGCUAAACUGGUUGGACGAGAAAUUCAAAUACAACAACCGGCUGUCGUUGUCGGAGAAGUACAAGAAUUCAAUAGAUCAGGAUCACAACAAGGGAUUGUUGAAGAGGCUGAGUGAGGUGGUUGAUGAUGAUGAUGAUGGUGCAGAAAGUGAUUCGAGCUCCGAUCUUUUCGAGUUGCAGAACUAUGACUUGGGGGGAUACUACUCAAGCGGUUUGCCUGUGUAUGAAACUACCAACGUGGAUAGCAUCAAGAAUAUCAGAGGAACCCCGAUUGCAAAUGCCUCAUAGGCUCAUAGUCACAUAAGCUUUAGUACUGUGUAUUAUUUCAUUGUUAAUUUGCAGUAUGGGAUAUGAUCAUAUAAAUUUAUGUUGGAUGCA
This is a messenger RNA of Rosa rugosa (rugosa rose), 1640 nucleotides long. RefSeq names its product protein BIG GRAIN 1-like E. The record is from RefSeq and is a predicted model, not a curated record. The transcript has a single exon. Lineage: Eukaryota; Viridiplantae; Streptophyta; Magnoliopsida; Rosales; Rosaceae. Gene Ontology annotation, biological process: auxin-activated signaling pathway. The coding region runs from base 570 to 1550 and encodes 326 amino acids.